This is a messenger RNA of Seriola dumerili (greater amberjack), 1536 nucleotides long. RefSeq names its product ninjurin-1-like (gene ninj1). The coding region runs from base 204 to 641 and encodes 145 amino acids. Gene Ontology annotation, biological process: tissue regeneration; cell adhesion. The transcript is spliced from 3 exons. The record is from RefSeq and is a predicted model, not a curated record. Gene Ontology annotation, cellular component: membrane. NCBI's taxonomy places the organism in Eukaryota, Metazoa, Chordata, Actinopteri, Carangiformes, Carangidae.
CCUGCUCACACUUCUUCAAAUAUCCACAGGUUUCUGAAGAAUCGCCACCCCCACUUUUGGGGCGGUAGUCUGAGGCUUUUCUCCCCUUUUGUCGUCACAGCAGCUUCUAUAAACAAUGAGCUGGUGCCCGCCGGCUGGACCAAACACUCUUCCACUAUAUACAUGAUCUAUCUGUUCGGGAUAUAAGGCAGUUUAUCAACAAGAUGGCUACGGAACACUUGGAAAUGAACGGGGAUGCUGACCCAAACGGCGAGGCGGAGGUACCGUUGCGAGACCCAUGGAGGAGGCAACCGAGACCCCUGAACAUGAACCAUUAUGCCAAUAAGAAGAGUGCAGCAGAAAGCAUGCUGGACGUGGCUCUACUGAUGGCUAAUGCUUCACAGCUGAAGGCUGUGCUGCAGCAAGGACCAGACUCCAACUUCUAUGUGCCCCUCAUUACUUUUAUUAGCAUCUCUCUCAUCCUACAAGUCGUGGUGGGAGUUAUGCUCAUCUUCAUAGUUAAGUGGAACCUGAAUGACGAAAGCAUGCACUACAAGCUGAACAUCAUGGAAAAUGUUGCCACAGCCUUUGUCUUUGUAAUCGUCGUCAUCAACGUCUUCAUCACAGCCUUCGGUGUCCAGCAGCCCAUCCCAAGUGCUUAAUCACCUGCUACAUGACCUACUAAGCCUACUGAUCGACUCAGUAAAGAUGGACCUCCACAUUAUUUAUAAAAAUGGACAGGAUAUGUAUUCACCAGAUUCAAUAGCAUGCAGGUGCCUUUGCUGUUCUGUAAGUCAAUCUCCCAAGCUUGAGGAGGCCCAACGUACCCCGCGGAUCAAGUGACAUUGUCUGCUGUGGCUGUGUGUGUGUGUGUGUGUGUGUAUGUGUGUGUGUGUGUGUGUGUGUGUGUGUGUUAAAGGCAUUCCCUUCUUCACCAACUAUGACUGUGGACAAAUGUGUCGUCAGUUUUCAUUUGAUGUGGUGCAAUUCUCCCCUUUGUUACCUCUUAUCAUGCUCAGGUUGCUGAUGCAAAUAAAUGAUUGCCUUUACUUAGAAAACAAACAUAUUAGGAGCAAUAUACUGUGUAUCACUCACAACCACUGUUAAUGUUUCCUGGGGAAAAACAAACAAACAAACGUUCUACUGUUAUUUGGAAGUUUAAAUUUGUCAGUAUCUGUCAGAAUAAGCCUAAUGUAUGUGUACUGAAAAGAAGAAAACGUAACAGUCACCACAGCAUAAUCCAAAUGAAAUUGCAACAGGAUCCAUUUUGGCUCUACUGCUGAUCAAGGUAUUACCCAACAGCUUCAUUAUGGGGCAAAUAUAUUGUUUUACAGCGUUUUAAACCUCAUCCAAUGAAGUGGACCUUUGUUUUUUUAAGUUCUAUGCAAAGUCUAGUAAUGUAAUGUUUAAACUGAUUUACACGAAUAUAUCUUUUAGUGUAUGUAUGUGUUUAUUUUUAAAAGACUUAUUUUUAAAGGACCAAAAAAAUGUUCCUUAGCUUUCGCUAAAUUAUCUUGUUUUACACAUUAUGACUACUAUUUUGAAUAAAUUUAUAAA